CCUAUCAGAUCGGGGUACAUGGACGGCCAAUACAGACAAAAUUCGUCCUGACGGAGAAGUGAGCUCAACGUCAAACAGGAGGCAGGCCCAGGCAGACAGACUCCCAGUGGACCGUGAGUCCUCAGGAAUUUGUAUUCUAACGCUGGUCACUCCAAAUACCACCACCGAAGCCUGACUACAAAUGCUCUCAACGCACAUAGACGCAUGACAUUACGAACUUUGAGUACAGUCAAGCUGUAGCCAGCUGUACGGAUAUUUAUCAGGUCUUGACUUGCUGUAUUAUAGUAUCCUCGAUCACUUCGAUGACCUUGGAUCUGCAAGGGAAUGGCAUGUAUAUCAAUCACAUCUCAUUCUGACAUUCAGUUGACAUCGAGAUCAACUUCUCAUUACUUUCCGAUCGGGUAUCGUUUUAUAGAAUCCCCAGAACUCAACUCAAAAUGACAUCGUAUGACAGCAUUCGCAACGAUCGAGACUCUCAACUCGAACAACCAGAAGAUGAAUUGAUCGCAAGCAGCAAAGGCAAUCCUAUCCUUGACCAAGAUGGCACUGGUGCUCGCCCACUACCUACCAUGAGGAGACUCCCAUCGGCUACCAACCCUGACCCGCCAGUUGUUUGGCAACAAGGGUCCGGGCCCCGAGCGAGCUACCGACAUAGACGACAAGCCCGCAGAGACUGUACACAUUCAACUGUCGUACGCUUCCAUGACGACAACUUUGUCUGCCCGAAUUGCCUUUGUGAGCCCAUCGAAGGCUAUGUCUAUCACUGUGUCGAGGAUCUUGAGCUCAGGUUGAACAACGCCAUUUUCGAGGACAACUUUGUCGCCUGGGAUGAAUUCGGAGAAGGACUCGCAAAGCUUGUCAAGCCGCCCGCGCGAGGCCCGGACCGAAGAACAACUGCAGACAGACAAACCAUCCUCGCAGAGAUGACGGCGGAGCAGAAGGCCAAUUAUACCGAGGAAGAAAUCGAGAAGCUCGUUGCUCAACGCAAACACGCCCUUGUGGCAGCCAGAAUUUCGGCAGCACAGGCUGGAAAUACUUCAGAUAAGCCUUGGGUAUUGUCACCAAGGCAGGAGUGCGAUAUGGAGUUCUGCCACAGCUGUCGUCCCUGUUUUGCUGAAAGGAGCUACCUGAGCCUGAAUGGUAUUGUCAAUGGAGACGUGCCGGCUACUGCAGCGCUGGGGUUUGGCUUUCAUGCAUACUCCUCUCGACCUCUGUAUGACCCAAAUGUCACUAGGAAUCUUGGUCUUCGGCGCCCUCCUGAACCCUUUCCAGCCAGCCAUACCCAGUUCAAUCUCAUGGACCUGAUCGAGUCACAUCUGAACCAGCUCAAUACAUACCCACCGCCUCAGCAGAACUUUGACUUUCAACACAGCCAUGCGGUGGGAUACCCUCUGGGUUCCAUUAUGAAUGAAAGUCACGAGCCCAAGGCUGGUAGCGGUUUCUUUGGUUGCGAGGUAGUCAGGCCGCCUUGGACCCCUCCACCUACGCCGCCUUUAAUCGAGUGCAACGACCAAGGUGAAGCUAUUGGCGGCAGCACCGUCAUUCCCCAUGAUGGCCGCAGUCCUAUUUCCAUCAGGGGCAACUCAUUUGUUCGACAGCAAGUCUUCCAGACCGUACCAGGUGGGAUCGUCCACAGCUCCGCCGAUGACCUGGGCGAAAAGAUACCACGGAAUUUGCCGGCUUGUAUUUUCGAACAAGAUCGGCUCAAGUACCUGACGGAGGAAGCCUGUGACGUAGGUCUCGGCCUGCCUUUCAGCCAAGAGGAAUACAAAUUUGCCUGCUCAACGAUGCUACCCCCAGCGGAUUUUGAUGAGGUAUUUGCACUUAACGACGGUGAUACCAGGUCUGCCAGCACUUUGGUUGUGAAACAUCUUGACCUUAGUCACGACCUGCGCCCAAAGACGAAGAUGGAACGCAUAGAGGAGGAAGAGGGUCACUUUGGCGAGAAUCCUCUUCAAGUAGUGGAUGGCAUCGCACUCACGGAGGAGGCAGUACAGACUGGAACCCCGGACAUUGUUAUCUGACACAAC
Molecule: messenger RNA, 2030 nt
Organism: Pyricularia oryzae 70-15
Lineage: Eukaryota; Fungi; Ascomycota; Sordariomycetes; Magnaporthales; Pyriculariaceae
Exons: 2
Coding region: 438-2024 (528 amino acids)
Source: RefSeq, a predicted model, not a curated record